GCGCGUAUACAAACACUAUACAUAUCUACAGACUCCUCCAUCAUCUACGAACACUUUACAUCUUUUUUUCAAUCUCUUUACAACUGAAAUCACCAUUUUUCUUCUCUUCAAUCCAUGUAAAAUAUAUAUACUUAUUAUAUACUGCUUUUUCAUUUUCUUAUUCUAACCUCUGUGUCCACCCACUGUUCUGGGCCUCGCUGGUAUCUCUACUUUACUUUCUCUACACGAGGGGCUUUUCUCAUCUUCUGGCUUUUCUUUUUUCUUUUCCCUUUUGGGUCACCAUUUUUAUGGUUUCAUCUUCUGAACUACCAGCGAUUUUCCUCUUCACAAGUUCACCCACGAGAUGGAGAGAAGCUUCUCCCUCCCGUUUUUAUUUCUCGUAUUCUCUCUUCUUCUUCUUCUCUUUAGAUGUUCCUCAGCUCAAAUGCCAGGUUUUGUAAGUCUGGACUGCGGGGGAACAGUAACUUAUAUUGAUGAACUUGGACUUGAAUGGGUUCCUGAUGAUCAUCUUGUUUAUGGAGAAAAAGCCACAAUAUCUGUUUCUAAUGAGACAAGGAGGCAAUAUGUGACACUUAGACAUUUUCCUGCUGAUUCAAAGAAGUACUGCUACAAUUUUAAUGUCACCAGUAGGACUAGAUAUCUUGUGAGAGCAACAUUCUUGUAUGGUAAUUUUGACAACAAUAACGUUUAUCCCAAAUUUGAUAUUUCUCUUGGAGCUACUCACUGGUCCACUAUUGUCAUAUCGGAUGCUAAUUCUGUGGAGGUGCUAGAGCUAAUAUUCCUGGCUUCAAGUCCAACUAUCAGUGUGUGUUUAUCAAAUGCUACAAUUGGGCAACCAUUCAUAUCUACCCUUGAGCUCCGACAAUUCAAUGGUUCAAUUUAUUAUACUCCAUUUGAAGAUCGUUUUUUUCUCAGUGUCUCUGCAAGGAUUAAUUUCGGUGCCGAUUCUGAAGCUCCAAUCAGGUAUCCAGAUGAUCCAUUUGAUAGAAUAUGGGAGUCUGAUUCUAUAAAAAAGGCAAAUUACCUUGUUGAUGUUGCUGCUGGCACCAAGAAGGUGUCGACCAAAAUGCCUAUUAUUAUAAACAGUGAUGAUAGACCGCCUGAAAAGGUGAUGCAGACUGCUGUAGUUGGUACAAAUGGUUCACUAACUUAUCGGGUGAACUUGGAUGGUUUUCCUGGUUUUGGAUGGGCAUUCUCCUAUUUUGCAGAAAUAGAAGAUCUGGCUCCAGAUGAAUCCAGAAAAUUCAGGCUAGUUCUUCAGAAUGAUCCCGAAUAUAGUAAACCUAUUGUUAACAUUGAAGAAAAUGCUCAAGGGAAAUAUCGUGUCUAUGAGCCUGGGUAUCCCAACAUAUCCCUCCCCUUUGUAUUGUCAUUUAAAUUUGUGAAGACAUCUGAUUCUUCUAGGGGGCCGCUUCUGAAUGCUAUGGAGAUAAAUAAAUAUCUGGAGAAGAAUGAUGGUACUUUAGAUGGAAAUGUCAUUAAUGAUGUGGUAUUACUUUACUCGUCAUCAGAGUGGGCACAAGAGGGUGGUGACCCCUGUUUGCCAGUUCCAUGGUCAUGGGUGCAAUGCAACCAGGAUGAGCGGCCAAGGAUAGUUUCAAUCUUUUUGUCUUACAAAAAUUUGACAGGGAAUAUCCCUGCAGACUUUACAAAGUUGAGCGGUUUGGUUGAAAUAUGGCUUGAUGGGAAUUCACUGACCGGCCCAAUACCUGAUUUUACUGGAUGCCCCGAUGUGAAGAUCAUUCAUCUGGAGAACAAUCAGUUGACGGGUGAACUGCCUUCCUCUCUAUCGAAUCUACCAAAUUUGAGGGAACUUUAUGUGCAGAAUAAUAUGUUAUCUGGAACAGUACCAUCUGGUCUUCUCAGUAAAAACUUGGUUCUGAACUACUCUGGGAACAUUAACCUUCGUGAAGGUGGUGGAAGGGGGAAACACAUUGGUAUCAUCAUUGGCUCGUCAGUUGGAGCUGCUGUUCUGCUAAUAGCUACUAUUGCAUCUUGCAUAUUUAUGCGCAAAGGGAAGAGGAGAUAUAAUAAUCGGGAUGAACUUAGACAUUCCUUGCCAGUUCAAAGCCUAGCUUCUACCUUGAAUGACGCUCCUGCAGAAGCUGCACAUUGCUUCUCGCUGUAUGAGAUUGAAGAUGCUACAAAAUCUUUUGAGAAGAAAAUUGGUUCUGGAGGAUUUGGAGUCGUGUAUUAUGGAAAAAUGAAAGAUGAGAAGGAAAUUGCAGUGAAAGUUCUUACAAGUAAUUCUUACCAGGGAAAGCGGGAGUUUACUAAUGAGGUGACACUGCUUUCACGGAUACAUCAUAAGAACCUUGUUCAGUUUCUUGGAUACUGUCAAGAAGAAGGAAGAAGUAUACUUGUUUAUGAAUUCAUGCAUAAUGGGACUCUCAAAGAACAUCUUUAUGGUCCUUUAACACGUGAGCAGAGUAUCAACUGGAUUAAACGCCUUGAGAUUGCUGAAGAUGCUGCAAGAGGGAUUGAGUAUCUUCAUACGGGUUGUGUCCCAGCUAUUAUCCACAGGGAUCUAAAAACUAGUAAUAUUCUUCUUGACAAACAUAUGAGGGCAAAGGUUUCAGAUUUUGGUCUUUCAAAAUUUGCAGUAGAUGGGGCUUCCCAUGUAUCAAGCAUAGUUCGGGGUACUGUAGGAUAUUUGGACCCUGAGUAUUAUAUCUCACAGCAAUUAACAGACAAGAGUGAUGUGUACAGCUUUGGUGUUAUUCUUCUUGAGCUGAUGUCUGGUCAAGAAGCCAUAUCUAAUGAAAGCUUUGGCGUAAAUUGCCGCAACAUUGUCCAAUGGGCAAAGUUACAUAUUGAAAGUGGUGACAUACAGGGAAUAAUUGACCCUUCGUUACACGAUGAGUAUGAUAUCCAAUCCAUGUGGAAGAUAGCCGAGAAAGCCUUGAUGUGUGUUCAACCUCAUGGACACAUGCGUCCAUCAAUAUCUGAUGUUCUAAAGGAGAUCCAGGAUGCAAUCUCAAUUGAAAAGGAAGCCUUAGCUGCAAGAGAAGGUAACUCAGAUGAUAUGUCAAGGAAUUCUAUUCAUUCUUCACUCAACAUGGGUUCAUUGGAUUUGGUUGGAACUGAGAAUUACCUGUCGCUCGAUGAGUCUAUUGUCCGGCCAACUGCUCGAUAAGUUCUUUGCUCAACCUUUUUUUGGUUUCUAUCCUCCUAAACAUCACGUUCUGUUCAAAAGGGCAAAAUUGUUCUUCUCUUCU
Carica papaya (papaya) is the source of this 3218-nucleotide messenger RNA. RefSeq names its product putative LRR receptor-like serine/threonine-protein kinase At1g67720. Gene Ontology annotation, molecular function: protein kinase activity; protein binding; ATP binding. Lineage: Eukaryota; Viridiplantae; Streptophyta; Magnoliopsida; Brassicales; Caricaceae. Gene Ontology annotation, biological process: protein phosphorylation. The record is from RefSeq and is a predicted model, not a curated record.